Molecule: messenger RNA, 2259 nt
Organism: Aricia agestis (brown argus)
Lineage: Eukaryota; Metazoa; Arthropoda; Insecta; Lepidoptera; Lycaenidae
Gene: MYPT-75D
Product: protein phosphatase 1 regulatory subunit 16A
Exons: 10
Coding region: 241-2067 (608 amino acids)
Cellular component (GO): cytoplasm
Molecular function (GO): phosphatase regulator activity; enzyme inhibitor activity; protein binding
Source: RefSeq, a predicted model, not a curated record
UCGCUCGCCAUCCGUAUGCUUGUAUUGUAGUUUUUCUUCUUUUUUACAAUUUUCAUGAAAAAUAACGGAAAAUGACGCGUAACCGCUUAUGUUUGUGCAUGGGAUAAAGUGUGUGGUGAUAAUAUUGUAAAGGACAUACUCGGCAAUUUUGCUACAUCUGUGUGAACUGUUCGACGCAAACUUUUGAAAAUGAAACAUACUUUUGCUUUGUAGUAUUAAUUUAUAGCGUGAGGAACAAGAAUGGAGCAUGCGGACCUGGUGGCGGAGAUGGCGCAGGUGGAGCACCUCACCACGCAGGAGAGACUUCACCUGGCCAGAAGGCGGCGCAUGCAGCAGCUAAAGCUAUGGCAGCAGCGCGAGAAGGAGUGGGCGCGGCGCGGGGGCAAGCGCGACAAGAGCAACAAGCGCAACAUCUACUUCAGCGACAGCGUCAUGCUGCUGGAGGCGGCAGCCAGGAACGAUAUCGAGGAAGUUCGGAGGCUGCUCGCGCGCGGUGUCACCCCUGACGCCACAAACGAGGACGGUCUCACAGCCCUGCACCAGUGCUGCAUAGACAACAACGAGGCCAUGAUGAGGCUGCUCCUCGACAACGGUGCCAACGUCAACGCCGAAGACAGCGAGAAAUGGACGCCACUCCACGCGGCCGCCACGUGCGGCAACCUCAACCUAGUCCGCAUACUUAUACACAGGGGGGCUAACCUACUUGCUGUAAACGGCGACGGCAACAUGCCCUACGACAUAUGCGAAGAAGAAAGAACGCUAGAUGCGAUAGAGAGUGAGAUGGCAGCUAGGGGAGUUACUCAGAGACUGAUUGAUGAGACUAGAGCGGCUACGGAGAUGCAAAUGCUUUUAGAUGUAGCCGAGUUAGUUAAGCAAGGGAUGGACUUAGAUGAGCCUAGAGAUAACCAGGGAGCGACGCUGCUCCACAUAGCGUCCGCGAACGGGUACAUGAAGGUGGUGGAGUUUCUCCUGGAGCAUCGCGCGUCCACGGACGUGGUCGACCACGACAUGUGGCAGCCCGUCCACGCGGCUGCCUGUUGGGGACAUCUGGAAGUUCUGGAGCUAUUAGUGCAGUACGGCGCCGACCUCAACGUGCGGAACAAACACGACGAGACACCCGCUGAUAUCUGCGAAGAGGGCGAGAUGCGAGGCCGCAUCGUGCGGUUAGCGGCCGAGCAGGAGGAGGUGCGACGUCGCGCCGCCAGUGUAGCUGGUGAACGACUACGGGCAGCGAGACGUUCCUCGUCAACAGCAUCGGCGACAAGGGUGCGGUCUGUGCGGCGCACGUCGCUCCGGGAGAAGCAGAUGGCGGCUAAGGCGGACGUGCGGGGCGAGGCGCGAUUGCGGGAGACCUUCGACUCCGCCGCUGAUGAUGAUUAUCAGGGCCUCGCAAACGGUAUCGAGAAUGACCAGAACACGACCAACAUCCCUGACCUGUCCCACACGCGGCUGUCCAUCACCUCCACAACCUCCAACCAGUCCUACGACUCCAACGUCGACUACGCGGUGCCAAAACACACCUUCACCCGCAACCAUCACGACGAAUACCAGAAGGACUUCCAAAAAGAGUUUCAAAAGGACUUUCAGAAAGUCACCAACCCGCUCUUUGGGGUUAACGCCGCCUCCCAGUAUAACCCUACGGCGCUCGACGAGAAAUUCGUGCCCAACGGGAUCAGAAAGGCCCCUGAAGGGCAGGACAACGAGGCCUUCAAAGAAGACACAGUUGACGGUAGAAAGGAGGUGACCAAUCAAAUAGCGAUAGCUGAUGGCGGCACCGCGACUUACACCACAGACAAUAAUGGUAAAAUCAAUGUACAUGUCACCGUCAUGAUAAACGCAGGAACUCUAGCGGACUUGAAGAAGCAGCGAGCUCAGAUUCGAACGAACGGAUCCCCAGUCGAGAGUACAGUUCACUCGCCGAAUACUCACAGUCUCAAUUCCAUUCCUGAGGAUGCGAAGGAGGAGAAACCACAUGUUCUCUCUCCGACCACCGUGCCAAGGUUUUCUGGCAACACCAGUGAUGUGGUUGGCGAUACCAAAUCGAGAAGGUGUUGUAUUAUUAUGUAAAUAAUCGAUUCCAAAAUAUCGAUUAAGCUUUGGAGCUACUAAUACAUACCAAUUCGUCAGUAGAACUGAUUAAUCGAUUCUGAAUUGCAAUGCAUAUUUAAAUAGUUGAUACCAAUAACUAUUUUAAAAUUUUCAAAUUAGGUUAAUUGAUUACUUACUUUAAUAUCGAUUUACAAUGCGACCAUGCGAAUC